This is a messenger RNA of Nakaseomyces glabratus, 1029 nucleotides long. It is a transcript of the gene INP1, whose product is annotated as Inp1p. NCBI's taxonomy places the organism in Eukaryota, Fungi, Ascomycota, Saccharomycetes, Saccharomycetales, Saccharomycetaceae. Gene Ontology annotation, cellular component: extrinsic component of intraperoxisomal membrane. Gene Ontology annotation, biological process: peroxisome inheritance. The record is from RefSeq and is a predicted model, not a curated record.
AUGAGCACAGUUAAGCAGCGGACGAGGACAGAAGGUAAACCACAGUAUCCGUUGAUGCAAUCUAUAAAAGAUACUUUGAAACUGAAAACAACAAAGCGAACUAAUUCAGAGAAGAAGGUUAGUACACUAAAUGAUAAAUCAGGCAGUCCAAUAAAAAGCAAUAGUGAGAGACGCAAUGGUAUUACACGCAAAGUAAAUGGUUCUAAAAGAUUAUCUGCCCAACGAGUUGCACUUUUCAAGUAUAAUAACGUACAAGUUUUCAACUAUGUCAGGAACGGCAAUAACUCUAGGAAAUCGUCUAUGUCGUCACUGAAUUCUUCUGGAACGGUGGUAAUGUGUAAUGAAUAUGAUUCUGAAGUUACCAACUUGAAACCCCAGAUGCUGAUUGGCAAAGGUGUCUUAGAGCUAUAUCAGAUAAAAACUCCAGCUGCUCUUGAUCGGAAGGAGCAGACUAUGAACUACAUAUCGUUAGGAAGAGGUGGCCAAAUUGUGCAUCCAAUAUUACCGAAAUUGAAGAUAACUAAACUUCGAAAUGAAAACUUCAAAUAUCUAAUAACCUUCUCAAAUCCCGAGAGGUAUUGGCAAAUUGAGUUUUUGCAGAUCAACGGCCAGUUACAUGAUGAGCUACUUAAAAUAACCGAUGAGUUUGAAAGUAUAAUAUCAUCAGUGUGCAUAUUUAUCGAUGAAAACAUAACCAAAUUGGCCUCACUGAAAUCAAAUAAGACUCCACCAAAUAAUGUUAACACUUUAGACCAAAUUAAGGAAAAGGUACAGACUGCAACGGAGAAUGACGAUGAUGAAGCGGAGGAGUUAGACUAUCUAUUGGAGGAUCCAAUUGAGCAGGAGCCAACAUCGUCUUUCGAAUAUGAUGUGCCCACUGAUUUAACGGAAGUCUUUCAGAGGACAAUGGGCAGAAUUAACAGUAACGGGAGUAGAAGAUAUUCUUCUGUUCCUCAAUUUAGCCACAGAAGAAGUAUGAUUAGAAGAUCGAUGUCUCUAUUUCCGGAACAUGAAGGUAGAUUUUCUUAG